AAUUGGAAACCACUCUUCCAGCAUUGGCACCAAAGUGGCGCACCACGACAUGCACAGCUGAACGAGGAGUGCGUCUUUGAAGAUGCGUGAUUAUCAAUGCACAUUUUCUGGUUGACUGACAAGCCUGCCGUCCAAACGCCACCAUGAUAGCCACAGGUGGCCUGCUGCGCAUGAACAGGCGCCAGGACUCACUCCGCUCCAAAAACCGAGCAGAAAACAAGAGGAAACGGAAAGCCAGGAAGAAGAAGAAGAACGACGUGGUGGUGGUGAAGGGGAAGCUCAAUCUCUGUUCUCCAGCAGGCCUGGUGGCCGCUGUUGGAGUGAUGGUUCUCAUGGUGGGGAUUUCCAUGGCUGUUCUGGGCUACUGGCCAAGCCAAAACCAACAGGAGUACCAGGAGCGCCGCAGAAUCGGGGCACACCGAACCAACAGGAUAAGCUACUCCAAAAGCCCACCUCUUCCCUCUAAUUUGACCAGUAAUAACCCUCCUUCCAACCGGGCAGAUCUGUUGAACCAGAGCCAUGCUAACAGCAGUGUCCCCAACCCCUCCCCUUCCUGUGGCUUCCUCUGUGACUUCCUGGAUACCUACCUGUACUCAGACAAUCUCAAAGUCUUCGGCCCACUGGUGAUGGGAAUCGGCAUUUUCCUCUUCAUUUGUGCCAAUGCAGUUCUCCAUGAAAACCGAGACAAGAAAACUAAAAUCAUCAACCUGAGGGAUAUCUAUUCCACGGUUAUCGAUCUCCACAGCAUACGGUCAAAGGAGUACUCUCCUCUCAACGGCUUGGUAAAUUAUACUCAGUCAAGGAGUGCCGAGGGACCGUCCGGUCUGUAUGGAGCUAGUGCAAUGCUCACCCGCAGCUCCUGGCCCUCCACCGGUCUAGGGUUCCAGGGGGAGUCAGGCACCGAUGAACUGUUCAGACGCCCUUCGCUGGCCAGCAGGCCACGCAGCUGGUCCAGAGAUGUCCAGACCUUCACAGACACUGUCUACAGCAUCUACAGAGAUUACAGCAAUAGUGGCGAACAGACACCUCAGCCUCGACAGUGGGAGACCACCUCCAUCGUCACCUCCAGCGUUAAUGCUUUCACCUUACCCGUCAUCAAACUGAACAACUGUGAGGUGGAGGGGUCUGAAAAAGUGGACGCAGAGGGAUGCUCAAAGGCAGGUGCCGUCAGUGAAGCGACUGGUGGAAACAGCAGCGAGGAUGUACAGGUGGGCAUCAGCCACAGCGGUGAGACGGACACCAAAGAAAAGGAUGCCUCUGUGGCUGACUCCCUCCCGCUUCAGCAGAGCCAGGAGGCUGCACCUACAGACACAGGUGAUGAGCAGGGAGCGCCACAGGCCCCUCCCCAGCCCCAGUGGACCCAGAUGCAGCUGUUCCCUCCAUCACCUGUUGCCAGGGCGAUGGGGUCACGGCUGUCACUCAACUCUCUCACAGAUCAGCCCAGGUCUGCACGGCGCUGCAGCCUGUCUGUAUCUGUGUGCCGUCAAGGCGACAAAGGCAGGCGCUUCAGCUGCCCACGUCUGGAGCGCUCCAAUAGUAAGGGCUACAUCAAACUGACUGACCUGGGGGGCGAGUCCUUUGAAGCCCCCGACAUAGACACUUCCUUGUUGGCCACCGACCAGGAAGUCACAGCAGCAGCAAGAGAAGAAGCUCAGGGAGAGGAAGACCUGGUGACACCCAGCACCUCUAUAGAAUCCUAGUCUGAUUUUAUGCUGAUGAGCCUCUGAAACUCUUUGAUGUCUUGUUUUUCCUUGCUUCAUACCUUCCCUCUAUCAUUGCUGCUGGUGUGAGACAGGCCAUACUGUAAAGCCACAGAGGAAAAGAAACUUGGAACGUAAGCAGCUAAGGACUACUGAAACAUAGCCAUGAACACUCAAGAGCAAAGCUCUUUAUAAAUACCACAUUCACAGCUCAAUAUUCAGAUGUAUCUUUUUUCUAUUUUUUCAAUGUAGCAAGAGCAAUACUACAGACUUGUAAGGAGAUUUAGUAAUGAUUUGUAAAAAAAAAAAGGAAAAAAAAUCCUAGCAUAGGUCUGAUUUGAAAACAAAGGAGAGUUUUAACUUUUCUUUUGUAUAGCAGUAGGGCAACUGCAGAAACUGUAGCUGUAGAAUUGCCAAAAACAGUCACUGAAAACAUACUACUGUAAGACAUGGUGUACUGUAGCAUAAACAUAUGCCGCAGAAAACAUAAUAGUUUAGAUUUGUUUCUAUACAUUGUUAUGUGAAUACCACGUGAAUAGGUGAACUGAACUGAAUCUCAGGUAGACGUUUGGUUUAGGAUUGGGACCUUCAGUACGAGGUCUUCCCUAUGUGCACACUUGUUUAAAUAAAAAAAAUCAUGGUUGAAUAAACUUGACUGUAACACC
This is a messenger RNA of Myripristis murdjan (pinecone soldierfish), 2365 nucleotides long. RefSeq names its product transmembrane protein 200C, genome duplicate b (gene tmem200cb). NCBI's taxonomy places the organism in Eukaryota, Metazoa, Chordata, Actinopteri, Holocentriformes, Holocentridae. The transcript is spliced from 2 exons. The record is from RefSeq and is a predicted model, not a curated record. Bases 144 to 1700 code for a protein of 518 amino acids.